Messenger RNA from Priapulus caudatus, 657 nucleotides. Its product is annotated as syndecan-2-like. Bases 124 to 417 code for a protein of 97 amino acids. The record is from RefSeq and is a predicted model, not a curated record. NCBI's taxonomy places the organism in Eukaryota, Metazoa, Priapulida, Priapulimorpha, Priapulimorphida, Priapulidae. The transcript is spliced from 3 exons.
UUCGACUUCUCCGAUAAUGAUGAUAGUUUGAGAGCGUUCCCGACACCGUAUCGGCCAACCAGGCCUCCACAAUCACAGCCAAACAAGAGCGGUAAUCAAGUGCCAGAGUUACUCGUGCCGUCCAUGGAGACGUCGACGCAGACGUUGAGGGGAAUGGCGAACAUCGCCGGAUGCCAGGCCGGAUGCGACGAACCGGAACCGGAUCCGGAAUCCGACGAAGGAGGAAUGGACAUCGUCACAAUGUCGAUCAUCAUCGCCGUGUCAGCACUAGUCUUCAUCAUCACCUGCCUGUCCCUUGCCUACGUCAUACACCGAUUGAAGAAGAAGGACGAGGGCAGCUACUCGCUGGGCGAGCCCAAGCGUUCGCCGCUCAUGAACCAGUAUUCCAAAACCCCUCCGAAGGAGUUCUUCGCAUGAUCGGCGGAGGAGGGGAGGAGAAAUCAAGCGUCUGCUCGCGCGGACGACCGAGGACCGACGGCGACACCUGGUGGCGUGCAGGGGCGGCGGCAGGGGGCGCCGCUGUUCGAGUCGAGUACGCGGAGGUACUUUUUACGAUGCUAUAGCCAGAACGCGUUCUCGGCGGGUUUUCUUUUUCUCUUGCUCGUGGGGUUUGAUAGCCACUACUGCUCAUCCGGUGGGUGACGAAACGGAGGCUUG